Prunus persica (peach) is the source of this 2709-nucleotide messenger RNA. RefSeq names its product B3 domain-containing transcription factor VRN1. Bases 755 to 2416 code for a protein of 553 amino acids. The transcript has 6 exons. Gene Ontology annotation, molecular function: DNA binding. The record is from RefSeq and is a predicted model, not a curated record. Lineage: Eukaryota; Viridiplantae; Streptophyta; Magnoliopsida; Rosales; Rosaceae.
UACUGUUUUAGAGCAUCUAGUUUUUCCAGGAGUUUCUUAUACACAAUAAAUUCAGCCUUUAAUAGAUUGUGUGGCCUGUGGAGUUGUUUGAAUUCCAGUCGCCAACAUUUAUUAAGCUUCGUUUCUUUGUGACAAAAAAAGAAGCAGCUUCUUUUAUUUUAUUUUUACGGUAUUUCACUUAAUUGAAAACUGUUAAUAUUCUGUAACCAAAAAACUGUUAAUAUUCAAAUUUAAAAAAAUACAACUACUACAAACACUUCACUCACACAAGUAUCCCAAAGAAUAUUGAAAAAUAAAUAAAAGUAUCCCAAAGAAUACAAAUAAUACCCCUACACUAAAAAUGACCUCAAAAAGAAAAAAGGCUAAAAAAAGAUCUCAAAAACAAAGCUAAAACACUGGGUGACUUGAAGCACAGACGUACGAGUUUAUUGAGUUGAGUGAAUUAGCAUAUUUUUUUAUUUUUUUAUUUUUUUAUUUUUUAUUUUUGCGAAAGAGUGAAUGAGCAAUUUAAUUACUCUCUUCUUUUUUGUUGGUCAAGUCAAAUAAUUACACUUUAAGUCCAAGUAAAUUGGUCACCCUCACCACCAAAUCACAUAGAAACAGAACAGAACCCCUGUUUUUCUAGCUGGGGGAGAACUGGGAAGACAAAUGAAAGAAAUAUAUUCAGAAACUACAGAUUUGUGCCCUGAACUUUAAAACACAACUUAGAGCUUUGAAGCACAUCACAAAGCUUUUGAACUUCAAGUCUUCAACCAUGACUUCUCUUCGCAGAGAAAUUGGUAACCCUACCAAAAGAUUCUCCUCUUCCACUCCCCAUUUCUUAAUGAUGAUUCCAAAGGGUACUUCUGGAGACAUGAAACUUUCAGAUGACACGUUUUGUGCUGGGCAGAGUAUUCCAAAGAAAUUUUUGAGGAAAUAUGGAGAUGAUCUAUCAAAUCCAGUACUUCUUAAGCUUCCAAAUGGUUCAAAAUGGAACAUAGAGCUCAGAAGAUGGGAGGGUGAGGCUUGGUUUGACAAGGGUUGGCCAGAGUUCUCUGAGUUUUACUCUCUAGAGCACUGUCACUCCUUAGUUUUUCGAUAUGAAGGGAAUUCCAAAUUUCACAUUUGCAUAUUUGAUAAAAGUUUCGUAGAGAUUGAAUAUCCAUUAACGAUGCCAGAUAGGAAAGAAACUGACGCGGAUGAUGACUCUAGUGAUGAAUCUGAUGAUCAUUCUGAUGACGCUUCUCUUGAAAUCUUAGACAAAUUUCCACCAUGCCCAAGAAAAUCGAAGGAGAAAUCUUCGUUGCCAUGUCCUCGGCCUCACAAGAAAAAAAGAACAAGUUCAAGUGGCAACGUUGAUUAUCCAGCCAAAAGACAUGAUCGAGGCACGUCUAGCACCCCAAGAUUCCUAAAACAAACACAAGUCGUUCGUGGGAGGAUGCAUCCAUUGACUACAAGUGGAAAAGCUUUAGCUCUUCAGAGAGCAAAAGCAUACAAAUCUGACAAGCCUUCUUUCAUAGUUCCCAUGCAUCACUCUUAUAUCGGUCGACAUCCAAUGUGGUUGACAUCCGAUUUUUCCAUCUUUAUGGGACAUCUUAGUAAGAAUUCUGCCAACGUUAUCCUGUGGGAUUUGGGUGGGAGAGCUUGGGUUGUUGAAUUUAUAGCAAAACCAAGAGCCAAGUUCCAGUCUGGUUGGCAUGAAUUUGUGUGCGGCAAUAAUUUGAAUAUUAAUGAUGUAUGUGUAUUUGUGUUGAUUGAUGACACUAGACUUGUGUUUGAAGUUGUCAUUUUCCGCGCUGUAGAAGCUGCAAAUUGCACCUUGUUACCAGAUGUUGAUGGGGAAGAAACUGAUGAGGAUGAUGAUUCUGUAGAUAGCUUGGAUGAACUUCCACCAUGCUCAAAAACAAGGAAGAUAUCUCCAAUAGCACCACAGCCUCACAAGAAAAACAGAACAUGUUCAACUAGUAAAGCAAAAAAUAUCGAACAUGUUUGUGGCUCAUCUAAGACUCGAAAAUUUGUAAUUCGAAGACCUGAGGUUCCAAGAAUGAUGCAUCCAGUUGCAGCAAGUGGAAAAGAUAGAGCUCUUCUGAGAGCUAAUGCUUACAAAUCUAAAUACCCUUCUUUCACGGCUGCUAUCCAUCCCACAAAUAUAUGUGGAUGUUAUUUGGCUUUGCCAGCCAAGUUUGUCAAGGAACAUCUUAACCAGGCUCAUGAUAAGGUCAUCCUUCGUGUUUCGGAUGAAAGAACUUGGCAUGUCAACUUAUGCAAAUAUGGCAGGGCAUUCAGACUCCAGAGAUGGAUGAGAUUUGUGCGAGAAAAUCAUUUGGAAGUUGAUGAUGUUUGUGUGUUUGAGUUGAUUAACAACAUCAAACCUUUAUUUAAUGUUGCCCUUUUUCGCGCCAAACAAGAAAAAUUGAAAGAGCAGCCUGAUGGAUGAAGUAAUUGAGGAAGCUGAAUAUUUCACCAAGAAUACUACCAUGUUGAAUCUGAAAAUAGAAGGCAGAGGAGGCCUGCAGAUACCAACUUGCUUAUAUAUUUGUCCUCCAUUGAUGUUUUUGAUCACCUUAGAAAGGCACUGAUCUAAGAAUCUCUUUUGUUUUUGAAAUUUCAACUUCAUCUUGAAGAUUUACUUUGAAAAAGCAUCAAUGUAGAAGAUCUCUAUAUUUUUUUAAGUCAAUAUCUAAUCCAUCUCUAUAUUCUAUAGUCAUUGUACAAUUUGUAUUUCAAUUA